Messenger RNA from Nematocida major, 846 nucleotides. RefSeq lists its product as uncharacterized. The record is from RefSeq and is a predicted model, not a curated record. NCBI's taxonomy places the organism in Eukaryota, Fungi, Microsporidia. The transcript has a single exon. Bases 1 to 846 code for a protein of 281 amino acids.
AUGAUUUCCAAAAAUACAAGACUAAUAAAGCUUCUUCUUGCCCUGGGCUUGAUGGGGCUUCUGCACUGCAUGCUUCAAGGAUCAGUAUCUGUAGAGCACAUGUUCAAAGAGGCAAAAAGGGUCGAAGACCUGCAAGAGUAUGAAAGUGCCGAGAAGCACUAUAUUCGGGUAAAAAAUGCAAAACCUGCUUUUUCAGGGUCUCCUCUGCUAAAUGACGUGCGCUUCCUAAGAAUUGUGCAAUCAAUCAAGGACAAGGCAGAAGUCGACGAAUUGGGCGGAAUAUCAGUCUCUGACCUGCAGGAGCUCGAGCUCAUAGUUGAGCAAUCAGAAAACCAACUGAUCUCUUCAGACAAGCACCAGGGAAUGCUGGAGUUCUUCAAGGAGUUCAAGAAUGGGUACCUAAACCAGUACAUGUACCACGUGCAGGGAAUCAUUGAGAAAAGGUACUUGGUGCCCAAAAACACCGAAAGCCAUGCUCUAAAAAGCAUUGACGUCUUGGAAAAAACCCUGAAACUCUACGAAUUGUCUGACAAUGUGCGCAAAAAGUGCAAAAAGUACCUCAGGUACUUCCGGGACACUAUCCAAAAAGAAGCUUCGAAAAAGCGCUGCAAAGAAAAAGAAAUACACAAAAUUCUCGAGCGAAUCGGCACCAUCGAGGGCUCUGUCGCAUACCUGGAGCUUUUUCGAACACUCCCGCGCGUGCAGGAGGAUAAGACCGCAGAGUUCAAGUACAGAGUCUUUCGGAUGCACCUGAUAAACAAUGUUGAAGCCUUUGGAGAGUACUGGUGCAUUCUGUUUGGGAAUGCAACCGAAUAUGCCUUGAUGGAGCAAACUGCCGACCUCUGA